This is a messenger RNA of Mixia osmundae IAM 14324, 543 nucleotides long. RefSeq lists its product as uncharacterized. The transcript is spliced from 3 exons. Bases 1 to 543 code for a protein of 180 amino acids. Lineage: Eukaryota; Fungi; Basidiomycota; Mixiomycetes; Mixiales; Mixiaceae. The record is from RefSeq and is a predicted model, not a curated record.
AUGAGAUCCCAUCUGUGCAUUGGCUUGGCGUGGCUGGCCACUCUCGCUCACGCCCAACGGCGGAUAGCAACAGCAGUGCAAGCCGAUGGCCAGACCGUCAUUGUAUCUUAUCAGACCAACAGGCAAGGCAACACAGUAGCGACCAACGUCGUCCAGACAGUCGCUGCCGCGGCAGCAGCCGUGGCCGAUGCCGCCGUCGCCACGACGCCAGCCGUUGUCAAUGGCGGUACAGUCUCUCAAGCUGCCGUCCCGACUGCGUAUAUCGAAUACCAAACCGUAGACGGCGUACUCGUCAGUCAGCUCAUGACAUUCACAGCGACAUUUGCAGCUGCAUCCGAUCCUGCUGACGUACCCUCUGGCACGAUCCUGGCUGCCUCGCAGUUCUCAUCUUCGCUCGCGUCUCGGGCGAGUGCCGUCGUCAAGACAGCAACCAGCUCAGCCCUGAAAGGCUCAGCAAGCGACUUGACGCGGUCCUCGCCGCUUGUUUCACUAGGUAUAGCCGCGAGCCUUGCGUUGAUGGGCGGCCUGCUAUUUCUGGCAUGA